CUCACAGACAUCUCUUUUUCUUUCUCUAUCUCGUACGAACGUAUCCCGGCACGAGCUGCUCGCACUGUCCGGUUUGACGACCCGCCGCCCCCCUCCCUACAUUUAGUGACCAGCUCGCGUCGAAGUUGCGAGGGAGCUUGAAGAGCUUUGACCCAAAUGUCUUUUUCUAAUGUGUUCGAGAAUGGGUUCGCUCAUGACCUGCUCCCUUCAACAGACGACCAACAUGAAGGGGUCAUCGUGGAUAAUCUGGAGUUCACUGCCCCUAUGGGGCCUGAGGUCUUUGGUGCCAGGCUUAGAGCCUCAAUCUCAGAAUGGAAGAGAAAGGGAAAGAAGGGUGUGUGGAUUAAAUUUCCCCUUGGACUCGUGAAUCUUGUAGAAAGUGCCAUAAAGGAGGGCUUUGUAUACCACCAUGCUGAGCCAAGUUACCUCAUGAUGACAUACUGGAUUCCUGAAAGUCCUUGCACGCUGCCUGCAAAUGCUUCACACCGAGUACGUAUUGGGGCGAUCAUCUUUAACGACAAAGGAGAGCUACUUGUAGUUCAGGAAAAGAGCGGCAUUCUACGAGGAACAGGGCUGUGGAAAAUCCCCACUGGAAUGGUUGAUGAGGACGAAGACAUAGAAGCAGCAGCUAUUAGAGAAGUGAAGGAAGAGACCGGAAUUGAUACGGAGUUCAAAGAGAUUCUAUUGUUCAGGCAAUCACACAAAGCAUUCUUUGACAAGUCGGAGUUAUUUUUCUUAUGCAUUUUGCGGCCGCUGUCCUUUGAUGUUCAGAAACAAGAACUGGAGAUUGAGGCCGCUCAGUGGUUGUCAUUGGAAGAAUUUGCUGCUCAGCCUUAUGCCCAACAUAAUGACCUAGGCGAGUGCAUUACCAAUUUGUGCUUGGCGAGAGCAAACCACGAUUAUUCCCAAUUCAUCCCCGUGGUUGCACCUACAAGGUCGAUUUCCGACAGGGGAUUACAAUACGUCUAUCUGAAUGCCGAGACCUUACUGAGCGGACAGAGCUUUUAGAUAUUGUCCAAGUGCCCGUUUACUCUAAUACAUAUGUAAUUUAGUCUGCUAAAGUUUUUUUCUUCCCCUGGUUCAUCGGAACUGGCAUGCCAGUACCGAGUUGUAAUUGCAGCAAAUGCUAGAAAGAGUUCAUAGUACAGAGGACAAUAAAUCAGGAGUCAUUAGCUUGAAUAACCAAUCUGAGAUGAAAA
This is a messenger RNA of Eucalyptus grandis, 1199 nucleotides long. Its product is annotated as nudix hydrolase 10. Gene Ontology annotation, molecular function: NADH pyrophosphatase activity; ADP-ribose diphosphatase activity; NAD binding. Bases 157 to 1008 code for a protein of 283 amino acids. The transcript is spliced from 9 exons. NCBI's taxonomy places the organism in Eukaryota, Viridiplantae, Streptophyta, Magnoliopsida, Myrtales, Myrtaceae. The record is from RefSeq and is a predicted model, not a curated record.